This is a messenger RNA of Dacryopinax primogenitus, 2789 nucleotides long. RefSeq lists its product as uncharacterized. Lineage: Eukaryota; Fungi; Basidiomycota; Dacrymycetes; Dacrymycetales; Dacrymycetaceae. The coding region runs from base 88 to 2703 and encodes 871 amino acids. The record is from RefSeq and is a predicted model, not a curated record. The transcript is spliced from 11 exons. Gene Ontology annotation, molecular function: catalytic activity.
CGCUUUUGUCCGCGCAGUUUCAUAUCGCUCUAGCAUAUAACCCGCUCUUUUCUCACUUGCUCUUUCCUCUCAAUUGCACUAUUUGAAAUGGUCAACCAACGCGUAGUGGAUCUAUGUCACAAAGAAGAGACGGUCACAUCCUACCUCCACAAACACCCGAACAAGGCGCCCCAUAAGAUCCCUCGAAAGCUCUUCCCUAAACCUAACCUAUUCAAGAGGCUCUUCUUCCGUUAUGAGGUCAAGAGGGAGCUACAUCAUGGUCAGGGCGAGCUCACAGAAGAAAUGCUGGACCGGGUAGCAACAUGCGGAAAGUUUCAGAAGCGCCCAAGCGAUCUGUUUCUCAAGAUGUAUGCCGACGUACUCUUGUGUUUAGAGCGAGAUCCAAUGUCAGGCUUGGUCUCUCCUCCCUUGCUCGGAUCUACUGGUGUCAUCCCAUUAUCGAUCAUAUCCGUUAUACCCGACAUCAUGCAGCAUUAUUAUGAUGUUAUCGUCAGAGCAGAGCGUGAGGUUAUUCUGGCCACGAACUAUUGGCAGCCGUCUCGCUCCGUCACCAAGAUCAGGGAGGCUCUCCGCCAGCUGUCAAAGAAUGCAGGAGAGAAAAAGCGCAAAGUUAUCGUCAAGCUUAUGUAUGAUCGUGGCGCCCUUCGGCAGUUUGUUCACAAUCACACCCCUGUACCGGCCGCAGGGUGGAAGGCAGUCGAUCUCCCAGAAGCUGCUGAGAUUCCGAACAUUCAGAUGGAAGUCAUCAAUUUCCACCGUCCCCUGCUCGGAACAUUUCAUUCGAAGUACCUUAUCGUUGACCGGAAGGUUGCGCUUUUGAACAGUAACAAUAUCCAAGACAGACCUAACAUGGAAAUGAUGGUCCACCUUGAAGGGCCAGUUGUUGACUCCCUCUUUGACAUGGCAAUGUUAUCCUGGAACAACGCACUCAGACCACCGCUACCAUCGUUACUAAAGCAGAUUGGAGACGCGUCCUUACCUGCCCCCGCGAGGCGGUAUCUGUUCGGGAAGAAGAAUCCAUAUAUCGCCUGUAAAGACAUUGAAGGAGCGUCACGACGAGCACGAGGCGAUCUAAGGCGGCAACACACUGAACUACUGGAGGAGCUUGAACGCGAGCGUCAGCAACGAAUGCAUAAUCGCGGUGCAGAGCUCUGGGACACCGUCCGAGAAGCAUUCCACGUUAACGCUUCUCCGACCGAUCCGACUAUGGCUCCACGCUCACGGGGAGCAGAUUUGUGGGACUCCGUACGUGAAGCAUUCCAACAGAGCCCAGUCACCGCAGAGCCGUCGAGAGGAUGGAAUAUGCGGGAUACACUACUACGAAGGAAUCCCUCGGAGGAGCGCAUGCCUUCACGGGGAUUCACUUGGUCGUGGUCUCGUGACCCAACAGCAGCUGGCCCGAGGCGGCCUGCCACUCUUCAUCAUGUCAACAUGCCAACCGAACCACUUGUCCUGAACAAUUUGGAUGCGCCUAUGGUGGACAGUCCAACCGAAAUGCGUUCCCGAGCCCACAGCCUGCAUGAAAACCAGAGAAAUGCAACUGAGAAGACACCUGCUCUGGAGGGAAGCACGGCGGCAGUGCCCCACACUCAAAAUGGAUCUCCCACUAGCUUAUCUCCCUCUCCCGAGAAACUCGUGCCUCUUAGAUCUGACGGUGCUGCCAAUAUCAAGACUAUCUCAGAUCCAGGUCCGGCCAGGUUUGCCACCACUGAAGUCUUAUCCAACAUCCCUGGUGGCCAUGUCGAUGCGGUCAUGCUCCAUGAUUCACCUGAUCAUGCUACAGGAGAAAAUUCGGCUCUACAUGUCUCAGUGCAGAAUCCCCACGACUCCCACCUCACCUCCAGAGCAAAUUCUUUCGACUCUGUACUAGUUAGACAUACCUCGUUAGCGAAGGUAGCUGCCCACUUAAACCUCGGGAAUAAUUGUGAGGUGGAUCCGACUGCCACUGAAUUAGAUGGAGACUUCAAGCCCCAUAUCCUGCACAAGCCUCAUGACCCCGUACCGAUUGCCAUGGUGAGCCGUCGUCCGCAUGGCGCCCCUGGACAUAAAGACAUCCGCACGCCCCAAAAUGCUGCAUGGCUGGGAGCAUUUCGCUAUGCUCAACGGAAAGUGAUCAUCCAGACGCCAACGUUCAACGCCGCUCCGGUCGUUGCGGCCGCACUGUCUGCGUGCCGCAGAGGUGUCGAGGUUGUUCUUUUUCUGGAUUUGGGCUUCAACGACCAAGGAGAGAUGAUUCCAGGCCAGGGCGGAACAAAUGAGCAAGUUGUAUUCAAAAUGUAUCGCAUAUUGAAGGAAGAGGGCCAAACCCAUGAGAAGAACCUCAAGGUAUAUUGGUACACCGGAAAGGAUCAGAUCAAGCCGAUGAAUGCAAGAGUCAAGCAACGCAACUGCCACGUGAAGUUUUGUGCGGUCGAUGAUCAAGUCGGGAUUGUGGGAAAUGGAAAUCAAGACACACAGUCUUGGUUCCAUAGUCAGGAGAUCAACAUCAUGGUCGAUUCUCCUGCCAUUGUCGAAGAGUGGCUCAACGGGCUAGAUACUAAUCAAAAUACCCUCGCAUUUGGCCUGGUUGAUGACGACGGCAUAUGGAGAUACAGAGACGGAGAAAAGAAAGGACAGCCACUUGAGGAUCUUGGCGGCCUCAAAAGUGGUCUCUUCACCAGUCUCCGUGAAGCAAUACGAAUGGUUCAGAAGGCGAGAGGUUAGGUGCCAAAUCUUCAUCCGGUGUAUCUUUUCAUUCUACUUAUAUCCGUCGACUGGCACAUACACACACACACACCCCUACACUGCAU